UCAGUGCUGCACUGUAGGUGGCUGAUAAGUCUUAGUCCACCUCGUCUGUUCUAAGAUGGUCGUUCCAGUUUGACGCUGUUGUCCUCAAAGUAAUGAUUCGUCUCCUUCAGAUUGAACCAAUCUGUGCAGUUCUGGCUGUGUUGAACAGGAUAAACUCCCUCGCUCUGUCUAUGCCUGGCUGUUCUGUCCUUGGGGUGGACAAGUUUCUUGUUGGAGGGUUUAAAGUGAACCAGGAUACAAUGUUUAUUAAAGAUGUUCCAGCGACGUUGUGGAUUACGUUUUCUCGUCUCCUCUCGAUUUUUCAGAGGUUUGGCUAGCCACAGAUUUUAAGUGCUCCUCUGAUGUGCUUCUGUUCCCUUUUUCUUUCUUUGGGAACAUGGUCUCAGCCUGGUGGUCUCAGGUCUCUGAUGACCCCCCUAGCUUGUGCUCCAAGUGGGUGAUGAGAAUCGAAAAGCAAGCAUCUAAUCUGUGAAGAAACAAAGUCUUUGUCUCCAUUUUUGACCUCUCAAUCUGCUAAUUAUGACUUUUGUCAGAGUUAAGACUUCACACAUUUCAGCAUGUUUUGGCGCCACUUAACAGACCGUUAACAUGUUAACGUUCUGCAUUAUGAUGCUGUGUUCCCCCAGCUGCUGCUCUCCUGCUUGCUGAUGAGCGAUGUUUGUGUAAAUGUUUGGUCAAGCUGGAAUAAUGAUCCGAAUCAUUCAAACGGCUCGAGGCUGUGUUCGUCAUUAGCAGAGACAGCUGAUGUUUUUCUCCCCUCGUUUUUACGUCACAUGAAAACCUGAACAAAUUGAAAGUAACCAUCACGCGUCUCAAGGAAACAGAGACGGCCCUCACGGUGAACUGCUGCUAUGCUGUGAACGGGCUUAUAUGGUGCAGUCCGUGGCGCUCGUCGACAGUCCUCGGACACGGUGGUGCGCAGACGCUUCGCCAGCAUGACCGCCACUUUCUUCAUCGGCCAAGUCAUCGCCGUCGUCUCCCUCUCGGCCUUGCUGAUCCUCGCCCUCGCCAAGCUGGUUUCCCGCCACGGCUGCAGCCACGUGCCGGGCGGUCACGGCCACGCUGUGCUGAUAACGGGCUGCGACAGCGGCUUCGGGCACCAGCUGGCUCGAUGUUUGGACCACAGAGGGUUUGUGGUCUUCGCUGGGUGCUUGUUUCCAGAGGGAGUCGGCGCCCAGAGCCUGGCCAGACAGUCGUCCAGUAAUCUGAAAAUCCUCAAGCUGGACGUCACCAGCGAUGAAGACGUUCAGCAGGCCAAGAAGAUCAUCCAGGAGAGCUUGCCAGAGAAAGGCCUGUGGGCGGUCGUAAACAACGCCGGAAUCUCCGACUGGGCCGAGAUCGAAUGGAGCACCGUUGAAGACUUCCGCCACAUGGUCGACAUCAACCUGUUCGGCUCCAUCAGGACCUCCAUCGCCUUCCUGCCACUGGUUCGCGCCACCAAAGGUCGCAUGGUCUACAUGUCGAGCAUCUUCUCCUUCUUCAACUGCCUGAACAUGGGAGCAUACAGCGUGUCGAAGAGAGGGCUGGAGGCGUUUGCAGACUGCCUGAGAGUCGAGAUGGCCAGCUUUGGCGUGAAGGUCAGCAUCAUCCAGCCCGGCAACUUCGGCCAAGCCACCAACAUCCUGAAGAUUAAAACAGGUUUUGACAUUUGGGAGAAACUAGACGAGGAACGAAAGCAGGUUUUCAACCGGCAGUACGUCGACCUUGCCAACGAGUACUUCGUGUCGUCGUGCAGGUCGGGGUUCGAGAACCCCGACCUGGUCAUCGACGCGAUGAUGCACGCCGUCACGUCCGUUCAGCCCAAGUACAGAUACCUGCUGGUCUCCGUGACGGACACGUUCUUCCUCAAGCUCUUCCCUCACCUCCCCACCGCCCUCGCCGACGCCGUGUUUUCUUUGAGCUCCAUGUACGCCAGAAGACGAGAGAUGCUGUACGCUAAAUAG
This is a messenger RNA of Acanthopagrus latus (yellowfin seabream), 1943 nucleotides long. RefSeq lists its product as uncharacterized. Gene Ontology annotation, molecular function: oxidoreductase activity. The coding region runs from base 936 to 1943 and encodes 335 amino acids. The record is from RefSeq and is a predicted model, not a curated record. The transcript is spliced from 5 exons. NCBI's taxonomy places the organism in Eukaryota, Metazoa, Chordata, Actinopteri, Spariformes, Sparidae.